UCAGUGAACGCAACCACAGCGGACAUGGCGGCGCUGCUGAGAGGUCUGCGGGCUGGAAGGGCACUCCGGGGGCUGGGCAGCGUGGUGGCUCCUCCAGUGGCUCAGACCCGUCACUGCUGCAGCCUGAGGCGAGGAUUCCACUGUUCAGCCCUGAGGCAUCAAGAUGAAUCUAAAACAGACACACCUUCAUCCUCCUCCUCUUCCUCCUACCAUGAGCACUACCAGGCUCACUCUGCGGAACAGGACCAUUCAGCAUCUGACCCAGCAGCAGAGGAGGCUUCCAGACCCAACACCAGUUACCAUGACGAGAGUGGAGAGCAGGAUGAAGAGUAUGAAACAGAGGAGCAGCUCCAGGCUCGGAUCCUGGUAGCGGCGUUGGAGUUCGUCCCGGUUCACGGUUGGUCCAUGGAGGCCAUCGCAGCCGGAGCCGAGACUCUGGGUCUGUCAUCUGCUUCCACUGGGAUGUUUAACGGAGCUGGAGACCUGGUCUUACAUUUCAUCUCCCAGUGUAAUUCACAACUGACUGAGAUCCUGGCAGAACAACACAAACAGGUCCAACUGGGCCAGGCAGAACCAAAGGAGACCGCAGACUUCCUUAGAGACGCUGUUGAGACCAGACUGAGGAUGUACAUCCCAUACAUGGAAACGUGGCCUCAGGCCAUGAGCAUCCUGCUGCUCCCUCACAACAUCCCCGACAGCCUGAAGCACCUCUCCACCCUAGUGGACGACAUCUGGUACUACGCUGGAGACCGGUCCACAGAUAUGAACUGGUACACCAAACGGGCGGCGCUGACGGGCAUCUACAACACCACUGAGCUGGUCAUGGUUCAGGAUUCGUCCCCAGAUUUCCAGGACACUUGGAACUUCUUAGAUAAUCGCAUUCAGGAUGUGGUCAACAUGGCCAGCACCGCCAAACAGGUGCAGUCAACGGGUGAAGCCAUGGUGCAAGGGCUCAUGGGAGCUGCUGUAACUCUGAAGAACCUCACAGGUCUGAACCAGAGGCGAUGAUGAGCAGCGCCUCCCCCAACCGAAGAGCUUCCUGAGCUGAAGAACAACCCUGUUUUUUUUCCUCUUAUUUCUGGAAAAGUGUAGCUCAUCAAGGUGUUGGAUAACGAGUUCAAUUCAUCACGCCCAUAAGAGACCAGACCGACUUUAUUUUAUUCACUUUCCUCUGCUCAGAAGAUCUUCCCAUUUGUAAUAAAGAUACAAGGAUCUCUAAUUUUGUUGCCAGUUAAAUUAGGACUUAAAUAAAUCGCUAUUAUUGUGUAUUUUA
Messenger RNA from Sphaeramia orbicularis (orbiculate cardinalfish), 1273 nucleotides. It is a transcript of the gene coq9, whose product is annotated as coenzyme Q9 homolog (S. cerevisiae). Gene Ontology annotation, cellular component: mitochondrial inner membrane. The transcript has 9 exons. NCBI's taxonomy places the organism in Eukaryota, Metazoa, Chordata, Actinopteri, Kurtiformes, Apogonidae. Gene Ontology annotation, biological process: ubiquinone biosynthetic process. Gene Ontology annotation, molecular function: lipid binding. The coding region runs from base 25 to 1008 and encodes 327 amino acids. The record is from RefSeq and is a predicted model, not a curated record.